GGAAAAACCAGCAAAACUAUCGAAGACCUGGCAGUGACAAAGGAAAAGGACGAGCAGGGAAAAGUGAAAAACAAGCCACGUGUUACGUACUCAAAGGUGACAAGUUGUGUACUGAUCGAGGAAAUUAGGAGAUUUUUAAGGGUUAUAAUUUUGAACUUAAAAUCCCCUCUUGUAGUCUAGAAAUUAGUCUAGAUAUGUGUAAAACCUCACAAAUUGCUCUAUUUUUUGUUACAUUAAUUGAAGGAUAAAUAAUUCUGAAACCUUGAAAUAUACGAAGCCUAAGAGUGCAUUUCAUGUACAAUACACAAGCGACGUUGAUAUAAGCCUCAUCACUGUGCUUAUUUGUGAUGCGAUGUUUGAUUUUUUUUAUAGGAAGAAUUACUCAAUUUAAGGGAAUCUCCAGCCUCAAAACUAUGGCCCAGUGUUCUUUCUAAUGAACAUGCCAGGUUUGAUAAACUUAUCUUUAUAAACCAUGCCGAAAUGUUAACUCCCAGAAUGAAAGAUGCCCCUCGGUUAAAAGAAUUAUUUUUGUCUGUACUGGAAAUUUCUUUUUCUAAAUUUGCUUAUUUAGAUUGUUUGAUUGGUGGUAUAUUCAGAUCUUUUUUGUAUUGUUAUUUGCCCAAAAAACUGUCAUGAUUUUUACUAGAAUCUUUUUCCCUGCUAUAAAUCAAUGCAAAUUUUGAUAAUGAUAGUUAAUAAGUAAUGGUAACAGGACUGAGUGGAGUCCAAUUCGGUCUGUAAUCAUAUGAGUGAUUAACAAAAUCGGACGACCGCGUAGCGGGAGACCGAUUUGUUUAAUCACGAGUAUGAUUACAGACUGAAUUGGACGACACGAAGUUCUGUUACCAAUUAAUUAUAACUUUAACAAAAUUUGUGAUAUAAUAGGCUAUUUUUUAAAUCAAAACACAAGAAAUUCGAAAUUUUGUUUUGCUAGCAGUGAAAAAAAAAGCCAUUUAAGCGCGCGCGUGAUGGCACGUACUGUCCAAUUACUUAGGCAUGACACGUACUGUCCUAUUAAACUGUCCAAUUAAGGCUGAAAUCAGGGCAGUUGAUAGCCAAUCAGAUUUGACAAUUUUGUUAUAGUUAAGAUUAUAAUAAUAAUUGUUUACCUAUUUAAAGGGCAUUAAAAAUAAUACAAAGUGUUCAUUGAAAUCUACUAUGUUCUCGUGAACCUCUCUAUGAAAAAAAAAUGAACAAUUACUUUUUUAAUGUUUUUCAAUAUUAUUUUAUUAUUAAAUUUGGACAAAUCUUCUCCCUUUCAAUUUCUUAUGACCAGCAUGUCUGAAUAUACAUGUUGUACACUAUAAUGAUAUUAGACAAUAAGAAUUAUAUUUGGUAAAAUGUUUUGGUAAAAAGUCUGGAAAAAGUCUUGAAUUUUGGAUCAAAAAGUCUGUACAAACCCUUUUUGAUACUUAGGACGGGAGUCUGGAAUCCCCACAGAUUUUACUGGGUCAUGACAUCAUCAUCAAAAGGAGAUGAGAAAGGGUCUGGGAUUAAGAUCAGUUGAACCAUAGGCAUAAGGGCCGGGGUAGCAAGGGGGGCUGCAGCCCNGGACAAAUCUUCUCCCUUUGAAUUUCUUAUGAUCAGCAUGUCUGAAUAUACAACAUGUUGUACACUAUAGUGAUAUUAGACAAGGAGAAUUUAAUUUGGAAAAAGAAAUUGAUGUUUUGGUAAAAAGUCUGGAAAAAGUCUUGAAUUUUGGAUAAAAAAAUCGGGAGUCUGGAAUCCCCACAGAUUUUACUUGGUCAUGACAUCAUCAUCAAAAGGAGAUGAGAGAGAGUCUGGGAUAGAGAUCAGUUGAACCAUAGGCAUACAGGCCGGGGUAGCAAGGGGGGCUGCCGCCCCCCUCAAAUUUUGGGCAACUCAGAUUUUUUGGGUAUCUAGAGAAAAUUUGGGCAAAGCCAGUAUUUAAAGACAUUUCCAUGUUAUUUUGAAUAGACAAAUAUUUUCUAUUUUAACCUGAAGUUGGCGUAAUAAUCCAGCUUCAUUCACACGAGACAGUGGCUGCAUACCACGUGAUGAGUUUCUGGUUAUUAGGGAAGGGUAUCUUAUGGUGAUUUAUAUAUUUAUAGCUUUUUAUUGUUGGACACUGUACUGCACUGCACUAGCUGGUAUGGGCUAUUUCCAAAAAACUUCUGCAUAACUUUUUAGAAUCAUCUCCACUCGUAGAAAUGCCAACAUGACCAUUCAGACCCUAUGCUAGUGUCGGAGUGAAGAAAGUUUCAACAGUGUAUGGCAGAUAGCAUCAGCAAUGGCGUUAUUUUGUUGCUAUGACAACUCCGAUCCGAUGUCAAUGCAUCCCUGAUCAUAACAAAUGUCAUCUUUAUCUAAUACAACUGUGGUGGUAAUUUUUCCAAGUGUUUGUUUAUGGCGACAUAGUUUACACUCAAACUUGGGAGGUAUUGACCCGGAAAAACUGUAUCAAGCCACCCUCAUAUGCCAGUAUGCCCUAUGUUGUUGCAUCAUAUGGCCCUCGUUUCUUUUCGUAGACUACUGUUUUGUAAAAACUUGGGCAACUUACGAUAAAAUGGUUUACCGCCCCCUCUGGCAAAAAAUUGCCCAUAUGCCUACGAGUUGAAUGUACUGCGUAAUCUUUGGUUAUUGGUAGUGUUCAAACUGUUAUCACUCACCUGUAUCCAGGGUUCAAACCCACAACCUCUUGCUUUUAAAACCAGUAUUCUACAGCAAUAGACCAGUCUUAUGUUGCACCAAGUCUUUGUUUCAAAGUGAGGCUAAUUACAAAGCUAUUAAUAUGUAAAUGAUUUUAUAUUCUUAUGCAAAUAAAACUCUUUUCUUUUUUGCAAAAAAGGUUUUGCAUUUAGCCUCAUUUUGAAAGUGAGAAUUUUUGGAACUCAGAAGUGGCCUAUUGGUGUCUCAGGGUUGGGUAUGCUAAGUCCAAAAUAAUAUACUUAUUGUUUUACUUAACAGGGCCCAGUUGUUCAAAGGCUUAUUAGCGCUAACCCUGGGUUAUAUUUUAAUGCAGGUUUCUUUUUCUUUUCUUGUAUAAUUUUCUUUAUUCUUUUUAGAACAUCCAAUCAUCUAAAUGUAGAUAAGGAAUUAAACUGAAUUUGGUUUUUAAGCUUUCAUAUCUGAAAUCAAAGUUAGCACUAACCCUGGGUUAUCUUAACCUAGCUUUGAACAAACCUGCCCAGAAAACCAGGUGACUUGUAAUUAUUUGUUGAAAGCUGGUUUGAAUUUAUGUGUGCAGUACCAGUACUGAACAAUGCUAAAAUAGCAAACAUCCAUCAACACAGAAAAAUCUAGCUCUAUCCCUCUCACUCUCAGAGAAAAGUAAAGAUGUAGAAUAUUGGUCUUGUGAGGCUGUAUUAAUAAUAAUGUUCAUAUUUUUCUAAUGCGAUUGUAUUCCUACUGUUUAUUAGAAAUGGUAUUUGGGAUCCUGAGGCUUGGCACCAGUCCUUUGCAAGUGAAAAAAGAUGUGCAUCCCCUGCAGAUGAACUUAAAAAACAAUUGCUGUGAGUGAAUAGUUAAUUAUUUCUUCUCUGCUUACAGCCUCUAGAUCAAACUAUUAUGGAAAAAAAUGAAUUGCUCCUCUGUUCUCCUCAACUUUGACACUUUUGUGUGCUUUUAUAUAGUAUUAUUUCAAUAUUAUUGCUUAGGAUUUGUAUGUCAUUCCGAGUAGGAAAAUCAAUUUUGUGAUCUUUUUUGUAUAUCUAUGUUCUCUUCAGGAUUGAGGAUGGUAUCGUGCUGAGUCCCCAACGUCAAAGCUUUGUUCAAGGCUGUCACAUUCCUCAGAGUGCUCCUGAGAGAAUUCUGCCACAGGAGAGAGGAAAAAGUGGUCUGAGCAGAACAAGUGAUCGUGAGAGGGAGGGCAGAAGCAGGCUCACUGGACGGGUGGGCAAGGGCAGAUUAGAUUAUAAAGAACGUCUACCUCUUCAAGAAAGAAACAAG
This is a messenger RNA of Porites evermanni, 3909 nucleotides long. Lineage: Eukaryota; Metazoa; Cnidaria; Anthozoa; Scleractinia; Poritidae. The record is from the annotation of a GenBank genome assembly.